Messenger RNA from Zasmidium cellare ATCC 36951, 435 nucleotides. RefSeq lists its product as uncharacterized. Gene Ontology annotation, molecular function: DNA binding; DNA-directed RNA polymerase activity. The record is from RefSeq and is a predicted model, not a curated record. Lineage: Eukaryota; Fungi; Ascomycota; Dothideomycetes; Mycosphaerellales; Mycosphaerellaceae. Bases 1 to 435 code for a protein of 144 amino acids. Gene Ontology annotation, biological process: DNA-templated transcription. The transcript has a single exon.
AUGUCCCGGGAAGAGUACACCCCACCAGACCUCACGGCCAAAACCAACAACAACCCCUCGACCUCCACCAACAAGAGACCCACUACCACCAACGCCUCUCCCUCCUCCUCCAGUACCGCCGCCGUCGCCGCCCCCUCCUCCCCCACCGCCCCACCCAAACCCCCCACAACAACCCUCCGCUCCAUCCUCGACCUAGGCAUCGACUUCUCCCGCGACGACCGCGGCGGCCGGCGCCUCCGUCUCAACGAAACCUACGACGCCUCCCGGCCGCAGUACUACCACACCAGCACGACGCGCGAGGACGAGUGGAAGAAAGUGCAGUGGGAGUGCGCCGAGUGCACGGCGACGUUCCGGUUUGGGCCGACGGAUUAUCUCCGGUGUCGCGAGUGUGGGGAGUGUUGUGCUUUUUGGAAGGUGAAGGAUUAUAAGCGGUGA